CACCCACACUCAUAGAGGCUCAGCAGCAGAACCACUUGAGACUUGAGAGUGGAGCACAAGAACACAUCAAAGAGAUGAAGGCAUCUGCCCUGAAAUUCCAAUCCCACAUCCCCAGCUCCACCAACCUCCCCACCCCAACUGCAAAUCCUCUCUUUCUCAUACCUUUCAAGCCCAGAUCAUCCCUAAACCACCCUGCAAAGCCAUCAUCUGUAUCUCUUCCUUCAAGAGGUCAUAUCAACAAGCCUCUGGUCUCAUCAGGCCUCACACCCAGAUCCCAGAAACCCUCAAAAGAGGAGUUUUGUCAAGUUUCUGCAAAUGGGUGCUCAAGAUUUGUGAUGAUUGGAGCAGUUUCAGUGGGGGUUGUGCUGUUGCUGAUGGGUGUGGACGAGCACAAGGCACUGGCUUUGGGGCCUGAGGGGCCAUUGAUGGAGGAGUUUUGGGACAAUGUGAGAAGAUAUGCUCUGUAUUUUCUGACAGUGAGUACUGGUGCUGUUUACACUGUCUUCGUGCCUAUAUUGGAGUUGCUGAAGAACCCCAUUUCAGCAAUUCUUGUUCUAGUGAUUUUUGGGGGCAGUCUGUAUAUUGUAUCCCAAGUGAUUUCAGCCAUGGUUGGUGUCACUGAAUUUUCUUAUGAUUACAGUUAUUAGAUAUAGAGAGGCUCCUUUGUUUAUCUUUCUUUUUAUUGUUAUUAUCAAUUUAUCAUUAA
Molecule: messenger RNA, 706 nt
Organism: Vitis riparia (riverbank grape)
Lineage: Eukaryota; Viridiplantae; Streptophyta; Magnoliopsida; Vitales; Vitaceae
Exons: 1
Coding region: 75-647 (190 amino acids)
Source: RefSeq, a predicted model, not a curated record